Messenger RNA from Stylonychia lemnae, 477 nucleotides. The record is from the annotation of a GenBank genome assembly. Lineage: Eukaryota; Ciliophora; Spirotrichea; Sporadotrichida; Oxytrichidae.
AUGAAAAGACUAGGCAUCUCUAUUAUCUCAAUUGCAAUAAAUCUCCUAAUAAGCUCCUCAGCAGCAAGCACCAUUUCUAAUUUGCCUAUUCCUGUCUCAGAGAGUUUAUACCGUCAAUUAUACAAUCAACAAGAAAACUUGAGUGCGAGUGGUAAAGCUCAAGUGCUUCAAAUUAACCUUCGCUUACUCUAAUUACAAACCUCAUUAUCUAUUAAUGGAGAUACAUCACUUUUAAACUGUGGAAUAAAUUUUGGUUAGCAUAAAAUCCAAAAAGACUACCACUACCACCAAUUGUGGGACUACAACCAAUUAGGCCUAUACAACAACAAUGGCGCCUACAACCACAACUACUACAACCACAACCACCACAACAACAUCAACUACAACAACUGCUGCACCAAUAACAACCACAACUACUACAACAACAACGACUACCACGACUACACCUCCACCACCAACAACCUCAAGUGCUGGUGA